Thunnus maccoyii (southern bluefin tuna) is the source of this 6042-nucleotide messenger RNA. Its product is annotated as AP2-associated protein kinase 1-like. Gene Ontology annotation, molecular function: protein kinase activity; ATP binding. NCBI's taxonomy places the organism in Eukaryota, Metazoa, Chordata, Actinopteri, Scombriformes, Scombridae. The record is from RefSeq and is a predicted model, not a curated record. Bases 767 to 4069 code for a protein of 1100 amino acids. Gene Ontology annotation, biological process: protein phosphorylation. The transcript is spliced from 20 exons.
GUAAAUCACUCCUGGUGGGGACCUGAGCCUGGAGACUGCAGCAGACUGACUGGAGCUCGUUGUUCAUUUGACCAAUCACAUCGAGAGAAAUCCAGCAAUCCGCAAAGAGGAGCCGGAGAGGAGGACUCUGCCCAGUAGCAUCUGCUCUGUUUGUAGCUCCGUUAGCUCUGUCAUUAAGUUAGUUGAGCAGCGCUGUCACAGCCUGCCGGACGCAGACAAAGCUCUGCUGGAUACUUGUCAUUUUGCUGAGAGACCAGCCGGUGAAGUAGCUGAGCAUGAAUUAACAUUUUUGGCGGAUGAUAGCUGUGGAGAUGUGUAAUAAGCUGCACUGGACACUAAGAACCUACCUGGCUGCCAGUCUGUCAACUGACAGCUGUCACCGCUCCUAGCUGGUGAGCUAACGGCUAACAAGUGUUUAUUUUCGGGCUAAUUUAGCACCUUUCAGAGUAAAAAGCGGUGACUUCCGCAUGGACGCUGUAUUUUACAGUUUCCUCAACAAUAUUUGACUCCGCCUGCUGUUCAAACCAUGAGUUAGCCAAAAGAAACGUCGGCCAGCAGUGUUUUGGAUAUUUUGAGGUCCAGCUAGUUAGCUAGCAUUUAGCUUGACGCUAGCUAGCUGCAUUCAUUCAAUUAUUGAAAAACUGCUACCGCGUUAACACCAGCACCUCAACCUACAGGAACUGGUGAGAGAAUAACAACCAUAAUCGUUGUUACGAUACCGACACAUUUAGGAUUUGGCCGUGAUUUUGGAUAACAUCUGGGAGACAUGAAGAAAUUUUUUGACUCUCGUCGGGAGCUGGUGAGCUCUGGGCCUGGUUCCGGAGCCGGUGGAGGAGGCGCAGGUUCCGGCGGCGGUGGCAGCUUCAUCGGACGGGUCUUCACUAUUGGACGAUAUCAAGUGACCGUCGAGGAAAUUGUCGCUGAAGGAGGUUUUGCCAUUGUGUUUUUGGUGCGGACUCAUCAAGGGCUACGUUGUGCACUAAAAAGGAUGUAUGUCAACAAUGAACAUGAUCUACAAGUCUGCAAUCUUGAGAUACAGAUCAUGAGGGACUUAGUGGGCCACAAAAACAUAGUUGGUUUCCUGGACUCCAGCAUAACUGCAGUUGGAGCUGGCGAUGUAUGGGAAGUCCUAAUCUUAAUGGACUUCUGUCGAGGUGGGCAGGUGGUAAAUCUAAUGAAUCAGCGGCUACAGACAGGCUUCACUGAAGCCGAGGUGUUACAGAUCUUUUGUGACACAUGCGAGGCUGUUGCUCGUCUCCACCAGUGCAAGACUCCAAUCAUCCACAGAGAUCUCAAGGUAGAAAAUAUUCUUCUGCAUGAUCGGGGACACUAUGUGCUCUGUGACUUUGGAAGUGCCACAAACCGCUUCCAAAACCCGCAGACAGAGGGGGUGCCAGUCGUUGAGGAGGAAAUCAAAAAGUACACUACUCUGUCAUACCGCGCUCCAGAGAUGGUCAACCUCUAUGGUGGAAAGGUCAUCACAGCGAAGGCAGACAUUUGGGCAAUGGGUUGUCUACUCUAUAAGCUGUGCUACUUCACGCUUCCUUUUGGGGAGAGCCAAGUAGCAAUCUGUGAUGGCAGCUUCACUAUCCCAGACAACUCCCGCUACUCCCAGGACAUGCACUGUCUCAUCAGAUACAUGCUGGAACCUGACCCAGAUAAGAGACCAGACAUCUACCAAGUAUCCUACUUUGCCUUUAAACUGACUCGACGAGAGUGUCCAGUUCCAAAUGUACAUAAUUCGUCCAUUCCUACAAAACUUCCUGAGCCCAUCAGAGCCAGCGAAGCAGUGGCCAAAAAGAGUCAAACCAAAGCCAGACUCACAGACCCCAUUCCUACCACCGAAACCUCAAUAGCGCCUCGACAACGGCCCAAGGCUGGGCAGGCUCAACCCCAACCGAUAUCAGGCAUUCUUCCCAUCCAGCCAGCUCUGACCCCACGCAAGAGGCCCAAUGUGGCUGCUGGAGCACCGCAGGCCAUAGGUUCCAGUGUCCCACCUUCAGCUGCAACUGCUCAGCAAACUGCGCCGCAGUCAGUUCAGACCACCAACAUGCAGCCGCAGGCUACACCACAGCAUCAGCAGCUCCUCAUGAAGCAGCAGCAAGCUUCAGCCUUCUUGAGCCCACAGAGUAACCAGCAGCAGCAACAGCAAACAGCUUCUCAGGCAUCUACCCUGCCGCAGUCCAAAACUAAGCCUGUUCCUCCUGUUGUUACUCUGCAACACCAGCAGCAGCAGCAGCAGCAGCAGCAGCAGCAGCAUGAAGUCCAUGAAACAGCAGCUCCCCAUCUGACCCCCAUCCCUGAGUCUGCUGUCAUUGGUCCUGCAGCUGACCCAGAUGUGGUGCCGGCCAGCCGAGGGAUUCACAAAGUCAGCUCCUUGACACCCCCCUCAUCGCCGAAGAUGGCCCCCAAGAGUGGCCAUAGACGCAUCCUGAGCGAUGUCACUCACAGUGCCGUGUUUGGAGUCCCGGUCAGCAAGUCCACCCAGCUACUCCAGGCAGCCGCAGCUGAGGCCAGCCUCAACAAGUCCAAAUCAGCCAGCACUACUCCUUCUGGCUCCCCCUGCUCGUCCCAGCAGAGUGUGUAUCAUCAAGGUGACGGUGAGGCCCCGUCAGCCCUCUCUGCACCCAGCACUCAGCCCAGCUGGAACCCCUUUGGGGAUGAUAACUUCUCCAAGCUAACAGCAGAGGAGCUGCUCAACAAAGACUUUGCAAAACUAGCUGAGACUGCUGCUCAAGGAGAGAAGGCCAUGGGCUCCAAUGAAAAUCUCAUUCCAGGGCUCGAUGCUUUUCCAGCUGAAAGACCUGCUGACAUCCUGGGUGCAGGUUCAGCGUUGUUGAGUGUCCCGGACCCUUUUAAUACCCUCUCCCUCUCUGACACCCCAGAGAAGCUGAUUGAGGGACUGAAGUCCCCUGAAACUUCUCUGCUGCUCCCUGACCUCUUAACCCUGGCUGACCCCUUCAGUAGUUCUGCAGAGAGCACCACCAAUGCAAAAGCAGAGGUGUGUGUGGAUUCACUGAUUCCUGGUUUGGAAGCCCCCCAAGCCCAGCGACAUGCAGGCCAGCCUGAGCUCAUCUCUGCCAGCAUGCCAGACUCUCUCACUGGGGAGGACUCUCUGCUGGGCUGCGAUCUGUUAUCUCAUACUUCUCCUCAUGCAAACCAGUCUGUUUCUGCUCUCCCUUCCUCCUCCGCCUGCUCUUCUGCUCCUCCUGGCUCCGGCUCUGGAUCCUGUCUGGAGGAGCUGCCGCCUGGUCAGACAGCCUCUGAUGCCCAAGGGGAGAGUAAUGGCUACUCUGUGCUUGGCGAGGGACAAGAGACUGAAACUCCAGAGGGAGAUUCUCAAACAAAUGUGGGAUGUGUUCACUCCAGCGAUGAAGAUGAGGAAAAAGAAGCCCACAAAGAAGAGCAGCAGGACCAAGAAGCCAUUGAAAGUCACGCAGUGGCCAAUGACUGCAGCGGCUCCAGACCUCUGCUGCUCGACUCAGAGGAGGAAGAAGAACAAGGAUCUCAGCUGGCCGUCCCCUCAUCACCGCACUCCAGCAUAGUACCAACACAACCGUCUACUACCUUCCAUCAACCUACUCCAAGUACCUUUGCUCAGAAUCAUUCCCAGCAUGCACACGAGCCAGCAAAGGGGGCGGACGUCGCUGCAGAUGUCUUUUCAAAAGCCCCCUUUCGUGUGGCGCAAGAAGAAUCAGGAGAUGUGUUUGCCAACGCUCCGUUUCCUCGCGCCCCCGUUGCAGCUCAGCAGCCAUUCGAUGUAUUCUCACAGGCUCCUUUCGGAAAAAGAAAGGACGCCACGGGAACAUACCCUGAGCAAGGUGUGUUGGGACAGGUUACCCCACAACCAUUCCGCCCGCAAGCUCUGGCCAAAUACUCCCGACACUUUGAGGGACCUGUGCCCCAGCAGCCCAUAGCAGCUCACAGAGUAGUGUCUAACGUGAGCAGGCAAACUGCUGUGGGAUCAGUCCCUGUUGGACCUCUUCACUCAUGGACCUCAGAAGUGAGCGCUGUGGAUCCCUUCGUCUCUGCACCUUUUCACCUCAAGGCCCCACAAGAAAAGCCCUAAACCCAAACUCAGGUCAGGGCAAUGGGUAUCAGCGUCACUGAAUUAUGCAAGCUAUACCAGGCAUACUGCAUGCUGUCACCAACGCCGCAGCCGGACUGCAGGCCUGCAUGGAAAUCAUUCUUAACUGGCUCGAAUUAGUUCUGAUAGUGCGAGGUUAUCUUUACACUUGAAUGCUCUGUUAGAGUAAGAAAACUGACAUCAAUACCAGACUCCUUGUCACUUUUUAAUUGUCACAUCCUUUCACCUUCCGAAUUGUCAUUCAUCCUUUCUGGUACGAACAUCAACACAAAGGCGACAUGGUGGUCAAGCAUAUGAUUGUUUUCUUGCCUACCUCAGUUACUUUUUUUUUUGUCAGCGCUAAAAAAAAUAUCACUCAGUGAGGGAGUUGAGAUUGUCCGCAGCCUUGGCAGUUUGAUUUGAGCUUUACUGUGAAACCAUGAUCUGAUAACGCCUCAUUUGCUGUCAUUCCUCCACUGUAUUAGUUCUCAGAAAGGACUGAUUCAACUUGAAUCACAAGAUCAUGGCUUCACGGAAGCUGGAAAAAGGAAAAGACACUGUGUAUAGCACUAAUAUGGAGUAAAACCUAGUCACAGAUGAUCCGGAGUCUCUCAAUAGGAGUUUCAGAGAAAUUCAUCUGUAAUUACAUAAAACAAAACAAAAUUAAACUGCCUUACAAUUAUGUGCUUAAAGCCAAUUGUUUUUGGCCCUUCGGUCUGACAGUUUGCAUUUAAGCAGAUGCUGGAUAAUGAUGCAAAUAAUUUUUGAUGGUGAAAACCUUUUUGUUUCAUUCCAAAUGUUUGCAUUUUUUUCAUGUAUAUUAUGUUCGUGGUCACUGUCCUGUCUCUGAUGAGAGUGGAAUAUCAGUGUUUAUUCCAUGUGGCGUAUGCACCUUUAUAUAAAUGUUAGGCAUAGAAAAUACAUUAUAGUUCCUAUGUUAUAAACACGUAGAAGAUUCACCUUUUUUGUUUUUGUCUCUCCCUGUUUUACAGGAAGUUAUCUCUUAAGCCUUACACUCUUGCAGUACUUACCUACUCCCACAUCAGACAGUGUAAAUUGUAUCACUUUUUUUUUUUUUUUUUGCCCUCCUAAAAAAAACUGCUGCAUUUACAGCACCAGUCAAAGUUUGAACACACCUUCCCAUUUAUUUGAAUGAGAAAGUGUGUCCAAACUUUUAACUGGUACUGUACAUCAUUUUAUUGCACUGGCAUCCAGCACCAAAUAGAAUCUCGUACAACUUCCUUUUUGCUGUGUGCAGUACGCAUACGCACCAAGAUAUCCAUUCAACUCUUUAAUGCAUCUAUAUUGUAGACAUCUCUUUAAACUCCAUAUGUGUACUAACUGUGAUUCCCGCUGAUGAACAACUGAAGUAACAACUCCUGCAACUUUAAUAAUGCUUUUCCUGCAGUCACAUAAAUAUCUACAGCACUUAUCCUCAGCAGUUCCAGUCAGGGAUUGUAAUAAUAGCGUCUUGUAAGCAGGAUCUGGAAUAGUGACUGACGACAUUCCUUUACAAUUUAUUUCCAUCACCAUUUGGAAAUGUUUUAUUGUCUGUGUGCUUUGUAAAAUCAUGAAGCACUUUUUUGGUUCCCGCUAUGGCACUGUUAAGAAAGGGGAUCCAACCUGUUUCAACCCAAAGUUUAAUUCACAUUUUCUUCAGUUGCAAUGUAAAAUCUUCUGUUUUCUGUCUUGAAUUGUACAAUCUUUUUAUAAAUGCUCACUUUUCUCACCCAACUUGUAUAAAUGAAGGUUGCACAUAGUCACUGACACAGAGUCAGGGUUCUCUAAGAAUGUGUUUUGAUUGUAACACAGCUGUAAAAUGUUUUUCGACCAGUGUUGUAUAGGAUGUCCAUCGAGCAUUCAACAGCUGACAUACUGUUGGAUUAAAAGGCACUCGAAAUACUUGUGAUGCUGCACAGCCUUCCUUUCAAAACUGUUGUAAGUCAUAAAAAAAAUAUUAAAUGAAUGUAAAUCAA